Messenger RNA from Grus americana (Whooping crane), 843 nucleotides. Its product is annotated as claudin-4-like. The record is from RefSeq and is a predicted model, not a curated record. Gene Ontology annotation, cellular component: plasma membrane; bicellular tight junction. Bases 138 to 782 code for a protein of 214 amino acids. Gene Ontology annotation, molecular function: structural molecule activity. Gene Ontology annotation, biological process: bicellular tight junction assembly; cell adhesion. The transcript is spliced from 2 exons. Lineage: Eukaryota; Metazoa; Chordata; Aves; Gruiformes; Gruidae.
GCUGCCCAGCUCCACGCUGGCGGAGCGGAAGGGCUGGUGGCUGUGCCUUGCUCGGUGGGUGUGAAGCUGGAGAUCCCGGCGGAUCACUGCUCCCCGACAAGUCUCGCCUGCUUUUUCGGGACCUCGAGGUGCUGUCGAUGGCGACGAUGACGAUGCAGCUGGGUGGGCUGAUGCUGGCCGUGCUGGGCUGGCUGGGCUCCAUCCUCACCUGCGCGCUGCCCAUGUGGAAGGUGACGGCCUUCAUCGGCUCCAACAUCGUGGUGGCCCAGGUCUUCUGGGAAGGGCUGUGGAUGAACUGUGUGUACGAAAGCACGGGGCAGAUGCAGUGCAAGGUCUACGACUCCCUGCUGGAGCUCACCUCUGACCUGCAAGCGGCUCGCGCCUUGGUGGUCACCUCCAUCUUCGUGGCCUUCUUCGCCUUCCUCACCGCCAUCUCGGGUGCAGACUGCACCCGCUGCGUGGAUGACAAGAGCACCAAGACCAGGAUCUCCAUCGUGGCAGGCGCCAUCUUCAUCCUGGCCAGCAUCAUGCUGCUCAUCCCUGUCUCCUGGUCUGCUAACAGCAUCGUCAGCAACUUCUACAACCCCAUGGUGCCCGAGGCCCUCAAGAGAGAGCUGGGGGCUGCCCUCUACAUCGGCUGGGCUUCCAGUGCCCUCCAGCUCUUUGGCGGGGGCAUAUUGUGCUGCUCGGGACCCCCGUCCCAGCAGGACCCCUACCCCAAGAAGUACAGAGCGGUGAAAACCUGCAGCCCGAUGGGCUACCCCAUGAAGGACUAUGUGUGACCCACCACGCCCGGGUGCCAGCCCAAGGGACACCACCACUGUCCCCAUCCUGCUUCCACGC